AUGGGCCGGUCGCCUUGGUAUUUCCAGCGGAAUUUUAACCCGACAAAUCGCCAAAAUGUUGAGCGGAGCGCUGAUCCCUUCCCCAGUUUGCUGCCCGACGGCCCUUCCUCUCAGCCCAAAGUUAUACCCACCAUAGAGGGGUUGUCUUUUCCCCAGAACCAUCAUGCCCGUGAAGUGAAUUUUGUGGCAAUGUCGGUCGGCUUUGGGGGCCCUGAUGUUACCACAACCAUCGGUGGUGAACCAAUUGCUGCCACUAUUGCAGCUACCAAGACUAAGGAUAUCAGCAUCGAGAACAAUUCGCAAAAGGAUAUCGAGACCACCUCCAAUAAUACGGGAACACCUAGCAAGCAGAGGUCAGGGCUCAAUCCUAAGCUCUGUCUCCUCGACUGCCUCGGCUGUGACCCCUGUGCCUGCUUAUUCUGCUUCGAUACAUCCGCCACGCUUGUCGGCAAUUUGAACUCUGCCUUGGAUAUUCUCCGUACCUCAACCAGCAGCAGCCUGGCAUCCUCGAGUGUCUCGACUGUGACUCCCUUAACUGAAUCAUGGGCUACGGCCUCUGCCGCGCCUGUUUUGUCUUUGGCUAUGUCCGCCGCCAUUUCCUAUGAUGACCUGAGAUCGGGCAUAGAUGGCCUCCUUGGUGUUCCGACCUGCACCACCGCCUCUACGGGCCCGAACGGAACUGAUCCUUCUAGUGCUAAGGGAACCAGGUCCACUUGGAAUCUUCUUGAUAUCUCGGCCCUGAAUAAUGAGACUUCCAACAGCAACAGCACCACCACCAUCUCGUCCUCUAAGGCCACUAGUCCGCCGACUAUCCCAACUAGCGUGCAUGCUUCCACAUCCAGCCGGCUCUCAACCACUCGGACUACUGCUGAAACAUCAAUUUCUGGUAACCCGCUUGACACUCUUGUGCCCAGCGUAGACUCCCUGCUUAGUACCUCAUCCCCAGGGGCGGGCAGCGUUGGCCAGGUGUCAACUGCACUGAUUCUCAAUGACAGUAUUUUGCAGUCCACACCAAGUGGCCUCUUCGCUACCCUGACGCUGGGUGAUAGCACCACUACCAUUAUCCCGACCCCACAGACUCCAUCGCAACUAUAUCCGUGCCACAUUUACCUGGCUCUGGCUCUGGUUCCGGUUGUCACUUCGACUUCUUUUCUACGCAUUGCCUCCUCUGUGUCCGACUUUAUGCCUCACGCUGUUUCUACUACCCCCCCACCGGGGGCGUGUACUGUGAUCCGAGAUCUGCUUGCCCGGUCGGGAUAG
Penicillium hordei is the source of this 1260-nucleotide messenger RNA. RefSeq lists its product as uncharacterized. Lineage: Eukaryota; Fungi; Ascomycota; Eurotiomycetes; Eurotiales; Aspergillaceae. The coding region runs from base 1 to 1260 and encodes 419 amino acids. The transcript is spliced from 3 exons. The record is from RefSeq and is a predicted model, not a curated record.